Messenger RNA from Bombyx mandarina (wild silkworm), 2093 nucleotides. RefSeq lists its product as uncharacterized. The record is from RefSeq and is a predicted model, not a curated record. NCBI's taxonomy places the organism in Eukaryota, Metazoa, Arthropoda, Insecta, Lepidoptera, Bombycidae.
CGCCACUUAAGCCAUUUCAACGCCAUUUUCAACGGCAAAAAGUCUUUAUGGUUGUUACAAACAAAAUGAUACACAAAGACAAACAUUAAUUUUCAUUUAGAUACAUGCCAAUGUUCUCAUUUAUUCAUUAAGUAAUAUAAACAGCAACACACAUCAUGCUGUCACCGAGCGUUUUAUCUCAUAGUAAUUAUAUGUACUAUAUUAAUGAUAGCCAUUGCAAGUCCUUGUAUCAAACUUACAAAUAGCGCUAUUUUCGUGUCAUAACUCUAUCUAAUAUUUUACAAAAGAUAUAAUUUUGAUAUUCUAUUCUCACAUACACGAUCGAUACCUAUCAAAUUUAAAGUAUUAUUAUUAUUAUAUUAUAUCAAUCAAUAGUGGUAGUAGUAGGAGUAGAUACCUAUUUAAUUAACCAGUGUGAAAUUUUUAAUAACUCUUCAACUAAUUACUGAUUAUGCUUCAACAUUUUCUCUUUUGAAUUCUUCGCUCAAGCAUGAUUAAAUUUAAAAGUAAUCGAAUAACUUUAUCUGAGCUGUGUAAUCGAAAAAUAAUGGAACUGGUAUCAUAAUAAUAUUUUUACAAUUCAUACUAUCUAUAAUUAUAUUUACAAAGUAGCUCUCCCUGUCUAAAAUGUAUAUUAAUACGAAUGAGUUUACCUUCCGCCUAUGUUUUCGCAUCAAAACACGUCACCCUCGAAUCGUUCAUACAGAUAUUGUUCAACAUUAAUACCGAUAACAAUUAUCAUGGUGCGAUUACCGGUUCGAUAUCUUCAACUGUUCCUUCACAAAUGAAUUCUGCUCGGCAUGACGUGCAUUCAUUGUAGACAGUAUUCUUCAUAAUGUUCAGACCAACAAGGAAACAGCUCCCGGUCAAUUUGGUCCUUACCGCUCUGCUGACCAGCGGCAUAACAAUAGUAUGUUCAAUAUCUUACAUAGUUCUCAGUGCAUUAUCAUUAAUUUACAGAAGUAAUUGCCACAUUGGUUUACCAGAGAAUUUAUCAAAUUCGGAUUUAUUUUGGAUUCACCUUUAUAGAUUAUAUAUUCAAGAAGGAUGUGACCAGUCUAUAUACGCAGAGGAUCUGACCACCUCAGGAACGGUGUUCAUAUUAUCCGCUAUCACUUUAGCUAUCUCAAUCGUCUUAUUAAUCGUAUCUGGAUUUUUAACAUCAGUGGUACAGAACAAUGAAAGGAUUCAGUAUGUCAAUCUUGCUGUCUACGGAUAUAUUAUAGUUAGCUUACUAUCCUUGAUUGUGGACCUUACAUUUGGAACUUACUUUGGCAUUGACUACAAAACCCUUAGCGACCAACUGGAUGCCUCUGACGGGAAUUUGGGCAGUAUUUACGCAAAAGAAAUCACGCGACAAGGUGCAUUCUAUUUAAUGACCAUAGUAUUAAAAGGAUAUGUGUAUCACGUAAUCAAUCUUGUGUUGAUAAUACUUCUGGCUAUGUACACGUUGGAAUAUGGAAGCGCUUUGCAAAAAAAUGAGCACUCAAUACACAAAAUGGGCAUAUUGAACGCAUUCGAGACAAAUAGAAGAAUAAAUGAGGGUGAGAGACGACCGCAGUAUUCAGACAUGACGUAUCCACCUUUUGUAAGAAGUAUGCAAGUCAACCACGGCUUCAAUAACGACGAUGAGCUGCCACGUAUCCCAACACGGGAUCCAAUAAGAAUCGAGAAUUCGUCCAACCGAUCGUUCGAUCGAUCUGAUUCGUGGCAUCACAGCCGUUCCGUCCCCGAUCCGGCACAAAGUGGUCGUCCAUUCUCCUACUUGGAGGAGAUCAAACGAACGGUGCCUGUGCGGCCAUCGACUUCUCCCGAAGAAGACCCUCGGUGGCGUAGGGAAUGGACUGCUAACACAGGACCCCCGCUACCGGCGCCGGAUUAUAGUCCUCAACAACCUCGAAGACUCAAAUCAGCCCUGAAAUCGGCUUACAUGUAACAUCAAGUUAAAUUUAAUCGAUUUCUAUCUACAUAUCAGAUUUUCGAGAUUGAUAAUAGGAUUGACUAUGAGUUAAUAUUAUUUAUUUACACCUCGUAUAGUAAUUUUGUACUCAAUGCGAAACUUUUUAAUAAAUUAUCUCCUAAAAAUAGUUCUU